AGAUGCAGUGAGGUCUUGGAUUGAAGCCAUUCAUAAUACCAUAGAAGAAAUGAGAGACCGCAUAGAACGAUUACUUGUUCUUCCAUUUUCCUUCUCAUGUUCCUCCCCUUCGAGUCUUGAAUUAGGAAGACAAGGAAGAAAAGAAAAGUGGUAUAGGCGUGAAAUGAAGAGAAGCAACGGAUCAUUUGGGUUUGUGGCUUUCCAAAAGCCUAAAAUAACUGGUGGCCUACAUCGACUCAUAAGGAGAAUCAAGAGUUUUUCUCAUCCAUUAUUUCGUAGAGAUGAAAUUGCGGAGAUGAAAGCUGGUGAAAUGGAGAUAGGGUAUCCCACAGAUGUGAAGCAUGUUACGCACAUAGGACUCGAUGGCUCUGUCACCACAAAUCAAGACUUGGCUUGGAUCCAAACUGAAUUUUUUCAUGUUCAACAUUAAUUUUUAUGAAUGUGUUUGUUUGAUGCUCUAAUUUUAUACAGGAUUUCGAUCUAAUCCCUUAAUUUUUAUAAUAUAUCCUUCCGUUCCUCUAACC
Messenger RNA from Neltuma alba, 524 nucleotides. Its product is annotated as CRIB domain-containing protein RIC2-like. Lineage: Eukaryota; Viridiplantae; Streptophyta; Magnoliopsida; Fabales; Fabaceae. The record is from RefSeq and is a predicted model, not a curated record. Bases 50 to 430 code for a protein of 126 amino acids. The transcript has 3 exons.